AUGUCUACCACCGUGCAUGUUUCCGGCAUUGCCCACGAGACCAGCGAGAAAGAGGUCAAGGACUUCUUCAGCUUCUGCGGCAAGAUCACUACCUUGUCAAUCAAGCCCGAGUCAGAUGCUACCGAUUCCCACAAGUCCGCGACCGUGACCUUUGAGAAGGACACCGCUGCGAAGACCGCUCUCCUCCUCGACAACACUCAGCUGGGCAAGUCUCAGGUUCAUGUGACAACCGCAGGGACCAUCGAGGAUGUCGCUCAGAAGGCCGGUGCUGCAGUGUCUUCCUCCCUUCCCGACGACCAUAUUUCUCAAGAAGACAAGCCUAGAUCACGCAUCGUUGCCGAGUAUCUGGCUCAUGGUUACACCUUGUCCGACAAUGUUAUCCAAUCCGCCAUUGCGUUCGACCAGAAGAAUGGCCUCAGCAAUCGCUUCACCAAAGCCCUGACCGACUUCGACUCCCGUUACAAGGCCAGUGACAAGGCGAAGGGCGUCGACCAGAAAUACGGAGUGACUGAGCGAACCAUGGGUGCCUGGGCUGGUCUGAACACAUACUUCGAGAAGGCCCUCAACACUCCCACUGGCCAGAAGGUCCGUGCCUUCUACGUUGAAGGUGACAAGCAGGUCCGCGAUGUUCACAAUGAGGCUCGAAGACUCGCAGAUCUCAAGGCUGGCAAGUCUCACGAGCCGGAGCAGGUUCCCGGUACAGAGAACACCGUUUGCAACUGUGGAGGAUCUGAAGGUGUGUGCGGAUGUGCUCCUGGCAAAUGCUCAUGUGCCAAUUGCGCGAAGAGUUCCGCCGGCGACAACCAACCCACGCCAGUUCAGAACACCGACAAGACUGUCUGCAAGUGUGGUGGAUCCGACUCCAAGUGCCCAUGCCCACCGGGAAACUGUGCGUGCGCGAACUGCUCCAAGUCUUCGACUGCUGCCACCAGCGAGGUCAAGGAAGCCGCACAGGCGUCGGGACAGCAGUUGCCUUCUGGCAGCGUUUGA
This is a messenger RNA of Cyphellophora europaea CBS 101466, 990 nucleotides long. RefSeq lists its product as uncharacterized. NCBI's taxonomy places the organism in Eukaryota, Fungi, Ascomycota, Eurotiomycetes, Chaetothyriales, Cyphellophoraceae. The coding region runs from base 1 to 990 and encodes 329 amino acids. The record is from RefSeq and is a predicted model, not a curated record. The transcript is spliced from 2 exons. Gene Ontology annotation, molecular function: RNA binding.